GCCCUGGCGACGCCGCCGCCCGCCCGCAGCGCGGGAACGCGGCUCCCAUCCGGGCGGCCCCGCUUCCGGCGGGCUCCGCUUCCGCUUCCGGUGCGGCGGAUCCCGGGCCGGCGCCGGUCCCGUUGCUAGGCAGAUUUUUCAGGAGCUAAUACUGAACAUAUGCUCCAAGGAUGUCUCUCUCUCUUAUAAUAAAAUGGGGCGGACAGGAGUAUACGAUAACCUCACUAUCAGAAGAGGACACAGUGUUGGAUCUGAAGCAAUCUCUUAAAGGCCUUACUGGAGUGUUACCAGAGCGGCAAAAACUUCUUGGACUUAAAAUGAAGGGGAAACCUGCAGAUGAUGAUGUUAAGCUUGGAGCUCUCAAGUUGAAACCAAAUACUAAAAUCAUGAUGAUGGGCACUCGUGAAGAGAGUCUGGAAGAUGUCCUUGGGCCACCUCCUGAUAACGACGAUGUUGUCAAUGACUUUGAUAUUGAAGAGGAAGUUGUAGAAGUAGAAAACAGGGAAGAAAAUCUACUAAAAAUUUCUCGCAGAGUUAAAGAAUACAAAGUGGAAAUUCUGAAUCCUCCCAGGGAAGGAAAAAAGCUGCUGGUGCUAGAUGUUGAUUAUACGCUAUUUGACCACAGGUCAUGUGCUGAAACUGGAGUAGAACUUAUGAGGCCAUACCUUCAUGAAUUCCUGACAUCUGCAUAUGAGGAUUAUGAUAUUGUAAUUUGGUCUGCUACUAACAUGAAGUGGAUUGAAGCUAAAAUGAAGGAGCUUGGAGUGAGUACUAAUGCAAACUACAAGAUAACCUUCAUGUUGGACAGUGCUGCCAUGAUAACAGUGCACACUCCUAGAAGAGGACUAAUAGAUGUGAAGCCUCUUGGCGUUAUCUGGGGAAAAUUUUCAGAAUAUUACAGCAAAAAAAAUACUAUUAUGUUUGAUGAUAUUGGCCGAAACUUCCUAAUGAAUCCACAAAAUGGACUCAAGAUAAGGCCUUUCAUGAAAGCACACUUAAAUCGGGAUAAAGACAAGGAGCUUCUAAAGCUCACUCAAUACCUCAAAGAAAUAGCAAAAUUAGAUGACUUUUUGGAGCUGAAUCACAAACAUUGGGAAAGGUAUCUUUCAAAGAAGCAAGGACAAUAACACUAACAAAAUUGUAUAGCACUGAAUUGAAGGGAACUUAACUCAGAUCAUUGGACUUUUCCUUGCUUUUACGCUAGAGUAUAAUAGUGCUGGACACUGGAUCCGAUGCCAGAAUGACUGCUAUACUUGGUCUUCCAGUUGGUUGGUUAUGGGGUUUUGGGGUUUUAUUUUGUUUUAUUGUUGUUUUGUGUUUUGUUUUUGUUUUUUUUUUUGGUUCCCCCCAAAAAAAGAUCACAGCAAUAAGCUCAAGGUGGGAGAAAGAUGUCAGUUACUUUUUCUUGCUUUCAGUUCUGGUGUUACUAUUUAAAAUAUUUUCCUCUCCUUUUCUGCUGAAGUACAACCAUAACCAUUAAAGACCAAAACCAUUCUGAAACUAGAAAAAAAUUUAGACCAAAAAUGUUGAGUAAGGAGCCAACUUUGGCAGCGUAUGAAUUGUAUAAGCCCUCUAUUCCCUCUAUCUUUAGAAACAGUCUCCCUCCCAUUCCAGUAUUUAAAUCUAUAAAUUACAAGUUGUCUAAGUUUGGUAUGUAUUAGUAUAUCAGUGUUUCUCUGUGCAAGACAUUAAGAUGGGAAGGCACCACCUCUGUGGCCAAUUUACCCCAAUGUGUGAACUUGUACUAUAAAGCAGUGUUUACUGGAAAAUAGAAGACUGAAGUUUGAGGGAGAGAAACCCACUCUUUUUGGUAACUGAAAAGCAGUCUGCCUGAAAAAUUCUCAUGUCAGAUAAAGGGUUUAAACCUCAGAUGGGAAAGUCACAUUCCUAACAAAGCAUGAACAAAACCCUUGUUCUCUUCUAGCUAAAUCUUGUCAAAGUGCAAACACUGUGUUUAAAUACAAUAUUCAGCCAUACUGUUCUUAAAAUAUCAUUUACUUGCGCUGCUUAUGCCUGCACUAUAGAAGUGUGAUGUGACUGCUAUUUGGCAUUACCAACACUUGUGCAUUAUGCAGUUCAUGUAUUUGAAAGAAGACUGACCCUUUCAAAUAAAAAUGGUAUAUAUUGUUCUUAAGGAACUAUAGCAGUUGUGUAAAUAAUAAAUACCUUUUUUCAUAA
Cygnus atratus (black swan) is the source of this 2178-nucleotide messenger RNA. RefSeq names its product ubiquitin like domain containing CTD phosphatase 1 (gene UBLCP1). The record is from RefSeq and is a predicted model, not a curated record. Lineage: Eukaryota; Metazoa; Chordata; Aves; Anseriformes; Anatidae. Gene Ontology annotation, molecular function: protein binding; protein serine/threonine phosphatase activity. The transcript has 11 exons. Bases 171 to 1127 code for a protein of 318 amino acids. Gene Ontology annotation, cellular component: nucleus. Gene Ontology annotation, biological process: protein dephosphorylation.